This is a messenger RNA of Oryza brachyantha (malo sina), 1301 nucleotides long. Its product is annotated as ethylene-response factor C3-like. Gene Ontology annotation, molecular function: DNA binding; DNA-binding transcription factor activity. Lineage: Eukaryota; Viridiplantae; Streptophyta; Magnoliopsida; Poales; Poaceae. The coding region runs from base 75 to 791 and encodes 238 amino acids. The transcript has a single exon. Gene Ontology annotation, biological process: regulation of DNA-templated transcription; ethylene-activated signaling pathway. The record is from RefSeq and is a predicted model, not a curated record.
CUCCAAACCCAAAAUACCUCUCCGUCUGCCUCUGCCUCUGCCUCCGUUAAUUUCAUCGGUUUCAGGCAGGCAGGAUGCAGCCGCACAGCCACAGCCACUACAACAACAGCUUGUCGCCGCCGGAAAUGAGCGACCGCGACGUCGACAUGCACAUCCUCACCUCCCUCAUGGCCGACAUGGAGCCCGACUCCUCCUCCUCCUCCUCCUCCUCCAGCUCCGACGACUCCGACGUCAUGCACCUGCAGCUGCGGCACGCCGGACCAGCAGCACAGGCAGAGCCACCCAGGCAGCAGCAGGCCACCUUGAUCGGGGUGCGCAAGCGUCCAUGGGGCAAGUUCGCCGCCGAGAUCCGCGAUUCCACCCGCAAGGGCGCCCGCGUCUGGCUCGGUACCUUCGACAGCCCCGAGGCGGCCGCCAUGGCCUACGACCAGGCGGCCUUCUCCGUCCGCGGCGCCUCCGCCGUCCUCAACUUCCCCGUCCACCGCGUCCAGGAGUCGCUCCAGGCGCUCGCGCUCGGCGCCGCCGGGGGCUCGCCGGUACUCGCCCUCAAGCGCCGCCACUCCAUACGGAAGCGCCGCAAGCCCACCAAGCAGAUGCUGCUGCAACAGCAACAGCAACAACAGCAGGAGCAGCAGCGGCCGACGGGCCCGGGGGUGGUUGAGCUGGAGGACCUGGGCGCCGACUAUCUGGAGGAGCUUCUCCGGCUGUCUGAGUCAUCCUCCUCCUCCUCUUCUUCCUCCACCUACUUCUUCACUCCACCACAACCAACGUCAUCAAAUCGUCAUUGCUAGCUUAGCUUAGCCUCUGCACUGAUCAACCUCUUCCUCUUCCUGUAUACUCCAAUACUCAACGCUCUGCACCAUCCUAUAUAUUACUCCAUCGUCGUCGUCGUCAUAUAUUUAUACGUGCGCACUUUUGUACCAUUAAUUACGUAGUACUCCAGAUGGGAUUAUGGAUAGAUACAACAAAUAGAUCGAUCCAAACAUGCAUGCAGAGACAUAUGUAUUCUAUGACUUGGAGAUCCAUCGAUACCAGUGCAUGGAUACAUGGUUGAUUAACUCUUGUUCAAAGGUUCAGACAAUUAAUCAAUGUUAUGAACAUAUCUCCGCAGGAACCAAUUAAGUUAAUUGUAUGCAUGCUUUGGUACGAUCAAUCCAGUUUCGCUCAAUCUGAGUCAGUCUGAUGGCUUACUUUUCACUUGGACUUUUAGUUAGUUUAUUUAUGUUGUAUUAAUGCACACGUGACAUUAAAUAAGUCGGCGUUUGUAAUAAGCAGCCCGAAAACCAAAUGCAAAAUCUCAA